Molecule: messenger RNA, 918 nt
Organism: Chironomus riparius
Lineage: Eukaryota; Metazoa; Arthropoda; Insecta; Diptera; Chironomidae
Source: the annotation of a GenBank genome assembly
AUGGAAGCUGCAAAACAAAAGCGUGUAAAUGUUGAAAAGGCACAGAACUUCAUGCGCCAGUACAGAGAUCCAGAAUCUCGUGAGCUCAAAAAAUUAUCAGCUCAUCAAUUUAUGGAUGUUUGGAGCCAUUAUGAUAAGGAUGGAAACGGUUUCAUUGAAGGAACGGAACUGGAUGGAUUUCUUCGAGAGUUUGUAGCAAGCGCAAAUCCAACAGAAGUGAAUUCUGAGGCUCUUACAGAUGAAAUGUUAGAUGAAUUGAAAUCAUGCUUCCUUGAAGCUUACGAUGAUAAUCAAGAUGGAAAAAUUGAUAUUCGCGAACUAGCUCAACUCUUGCCAAUGGAAGAGAACUUCCUUCUUCUCUUCCGUUUUGAUAAUCCACUUGAGUCAAGUGUUGAAUUUAUGAAAAUUUGGCGUGAAUAUGAUUCAGAUAAUAGCGGAUAUAUUGAAGCCGAUGAAUUGAAGAAUUUCCUUCGUGAUCUAUUAAAGGAAGCUAAGCACAACAAUGAUGUCUCAGAAGAAAGACUUAUUGAAUAUACUCUUUUUCAGCUACAAGUGUUUGACGCAAAUAAAGAUGGGAGACUUCAAUUGAGUGAGAUGGCAAAAUUGCUUCCGGUUAAAGAAAAUUUCUUAUGUCGUCAGGUAUUCAAGGGUGCCAAGAAUUUGACAAAGGAGGAUAUAGAGAGCGUUUUCUCCCUUUAUGAUAGGGAUAAUAAUGGAUCCAUUGAAAAUGAAGAGUUGCGAGGAUUUCUCAAAGAUUUAUUGGAACUCGCAAAGAAGGAUUAUGAUGCUUCGGACCUGAAGGAUUUUGAGGAAACAAUUCUACAAGGUGUAGGAUAUGAUAAGGAUGGCAAAAUCUCGAGAAAGGAACUGACAAUGAUCCUCUUAACACUCGCAAAGAUUCCACCAAAUGAGCAAUAA